GAACUGCGCGAUUAUCAGAAGCGCGGUUAUCAGUGGUUAUGCCACAACAUCAGCUUUGGAUUCGGAAGCAUACUAGCGGAUGACAUGGGCUUGGGAAAAACGCUGCAAGUUUUGACUUGUAUUCUGUUCUUCCGCAAUCUUCUCGCUGCCGCAGAGAAAAGAGUGGGACGUCGAUUCCCAUUUCGGGUUCUUGUGGUGUGUCCAACCAGUGUACUUGCAAAUUGGUGUGCUGAAGCUGCAAGAUUCACGCCUACGUUGCGGGUGCACUGCCAUCAUGGAUCAACGCGAAUCGCGCAGUUGCGGGACGCUUUCAAACUAGGAGGCAAUAGAAGCGCAAGUACGACAACUACGACGGCGAAUGCCAGCGCAUCCACGCUGGCCACUGCUGCUGCCAAGGCUAAAGCGAAAGCGGGCGUUAUGAAAAGACAACCAAAAGCGAAAGGAGGAUCGAAAGCUUCAGCCUCAUUGUCUAGUGCAGCUUCACUUACAGCCGAUGGACAAAGUGCAGUCGGAAACGGACAGAGCACAACUGACCCACAAGGCGCAGGAGAUGAGCCGGAAGUUGUCGUCACAUCUUUGGGCACCGCGCGGACGGACGUCGCGGCAUUGAGCUCGAUCAACUGGUUUCUAUUUGUCCUUGACGAGGCGCAAAAUGUGAAGAAUCCAUCGUCGCAGCAAACCAAAGCCAUAAAAUCGAUCCCGGCCCGUCAUCAUAUCGCCAUGAGUGGCACUCCGGUUGAGAACCGUCUGCUCGAGUACUGGUCAAUUUUUGAUUUCGCAAACAAAGGCUACCUCGGCGCUACUCCAGGGGAAUUCAAUCGCAAUUACGCGCGGCCAAUAGAGAAGGAAAGCAGUCAGGAAGUGUUGAAGCAGUUUCACCGUGUCACCAAGCCAUUCCUUCUGCGACGAUUGAAGACGGACAAAGCGAUCAUCCGUGAUCUGCCGGACAAGAUCUAUUGCAACGAGUCUUGCGCUCUCACGACUGAACAGGUAGCCCUCUAUGAGGCGCUAGCAGAGCUAUGUAUGGGAACGCUCGAGGGGCGACCGAAGAAAAAGCAGCCGCUUGGAGGCGCUUUUUCUCUCACCGAAAAUGUAAUCGUGGAUUCGACGACAAAAGAAAGCGAACAACGACGAGGAGUCGCUGGCGCUACAGAAGACGGUGGCGCAGAAGUAGUGACUGCAGAAGUCGCGAGUUUGGUGGAGAGAGCCUUCUACGCAGAACAUGUGGGCCCGACUGGCGUGAGGGCACAAACUGGUGGCACCGGAGACGAGGAAAGCCCGCAGAGGAAAAGACGACGAUCAUCCAAGCAAGACACUGCGGCCGCGGCAGGAGGCUCGUCUACGUCUAGAAGAAGAGGCUCCACCGAACAAGACGACGUUGCCGCGUCGUCUGGAGCGGACAAUAUGCUAUCGGGCAUACAACGAAAGGGGAUUGUUCUAAAAAUGAUUAAUGGCCUGAAGCAGAUCUGCAAUCAUCCAUCGCUAUAUUUGAAACAAAACGACAAAGAG
This is a messenger RNA of Amoebophrya sp. A25, 1509 nucleotides long. The record is from the annotation of a GenBank genome assembly. Lineage: Eukaryota; Dinophyceae; Syndiniales; Amoebophryaceae.